AACUUCAGAAGAGCGAAGAGUGUGCGGCUGUCCAAAUGCUGCUGCUCCCCGGCCGUGGGCUCUUGCUAGGCCUGGCCGCAGUGGCGGUGGCUGUGAUGGCAGCACGGCUGAUGAGCUGGUGGAGUCCCAGCGCUGGCUUUCGCCUUUUCGUACCUGGGGAGCUUGCCCGCUACCGCGGCGGCCCUGGAGACCCGGGCCUCUACUUGGCAUUGCUGGGCCGCAUCUAUGAUGUGUCCUCCGGCCGGCGGCAUUACGAGCCUGGGGCUCACUAUAGCGGCUUCGCAGGCCGAGACGCAUCCAGAGCGUUUGUGACUGGGGACUAUUCUGAAGCAGGCCUUGUGGAUGAUGUAUCUGACUUGUCAUUUUCUGAGAUGCUGACACUUCAGAAUUGGCUGUCAUUCUAUGAGAAGAAUUAUGAAUUUGUUGGAAGAGUGAUAGGAAGGUUCUACGGAGAAGAUGGGCUACCUACGCCAGAACUGACCCAGGUAGAAGCCAUGAUCACCAAAGGCUUGGAGGAAAAUAAACAGGAACUGAAAGAGAAGCAGAAAUUUCCACCAUGCAACGCUGAAUGGAGCUCAACCAGGGGCAGCAGGUUCUGGUGUUCCCAAAAGAGGCUUGUGAGUCCAUGGGAGACUGAACUCAGUACCCUAAGUGGAGGUGUGAGCAGAGACUGGAUUGGCGUCCCCAGGAAGCUGUAUAAGGCAGGAGCCAAGGAGCCCCACUGCGUGUGUGUGAGAACAACUGGCCCCCCUAGUGACCAGACUCUGGACAACCCUACACACAGCAAUCGUGGGGACUUGGACCACCCCAACUUGGGAGACUACACAGGCUGCCCACCCCUGGCCAGCACAUGCUCCUUCCCACUCUAAGCUGGUACCCUAUAUGUUGAUAACCCACAGAGAAUCCUGCCUAGAACCCUAACAGGCCCUUCACUCAUGUGUCCUAAGAUGGCUCCUGACAUCAAGCAAGAGAGCCUAGAAGGACUCUGGCUUCUGCAGAGGUGACCCAUGCUCCCUCACCAUGGGUUCAGCAUUCUGAUGACUGAGGCCAGAGCUUGGCAACUCGCCCAGUAUUGGCCAGCCUGUUUUUGCCACUAUUCCCCUCAAUCUACGUGCCAUCCUCUUUCAGAGCCCUCAGAUAUUAAUGGGCACAAACAUGACCAACUCAAAACUAAUUGGACAGACAAGCAAAGGGCUCUGAACUCUAAUAGCUUCCUUCCUGCAGACUCCCAGCUGCCCAGAUCAGCUGCCAGCCUGGACCCUACCUAUAACCCCCAACCCAGUUGGGGGCACUGGCAAAAAGGGACUACAUCAUUUCCUUACAACUCAAACAAGCAGGCACAUCUAGAAAAGACAAAAAUAUUAACAGCAUCAAUAUAAUUCUGUUUCAAGCUCCUCACUGGCUAAACUUGUGACCCCUGAUUUUUAUAACCUUUAAGACCUCUACCCUAAGAUGAACUUGAAUUUACAACCAAAAGCCACACUGAGUUGAUUUGAGCUGGGCCAAUACAAUGAGAGGUGAUAAUAAAAUAGGAAAGAGUUAAUUUUGGAAAUUAGGAAAGCUUUUGCUUAUAUGGGUGUGGCAAAUCCAGAUGCCUCUGAACAAGGCAGCAAUUUAAGAGUAUUGUUUCUCUUUUAAACACUUAAAAUUAAGUGUGGUGUUUUCAAAGGGAGAAGUCAGCAUUUUGAGCAAAAGGUGGUUUCACAUCUCUAACAAGGUUACUGGUUAGCACAACAUCCAAGUUUGGACACACCUGCAACAGCCUAAACUUAAUGGUGGCCCGGCUUGCAGCUUUUCCAGUGGGUUGUGUGUCCCAGGUCAUCUGUAAUCUACACUUGACAAAUUUCAUACCUAUUACCUCUUGGAUUCUUAAGUAGAUGAGGGCAAGGAGUGUUCCUACUUUACAGAUAAGGAAAUGAAGCCGAACUCUUACAGAUUCACAGCCUCUCCUCAUCUGAGCCUUCACUUCAACUCCUUUCCCAAUCCCCUCAACUCUUAUUCUAAACAUUCCCUAUCCUUCUUCCUUUCUCUCUCUUUUAUCAUUAAUCUCACUAAAUAGCUUUCCAGAUUCACUGACUAGAAAAUGGAGGCUCUUUCCCCUUCAGCAGUCAUGGUCCACUGCUCUUGUGGCCACAGCUGUUUACACCUGGACUCUGCUCCUGACUCCUUUUGCCACCCCAGGAUCGUCCUCACCUACUCUUCCUGAACCUUUAACCUCUCCCUGCUCCUGGCUCCUCCUCCGAAGUAUACAUUAAACAGGUCACUUCCCUCACAUUAUAAAACACUCUCCCCUCAAUACCACAUUCUUUUGUAGCACCAUAUCUAUUGCCUGUCCCAGAUAAGUUUUUUGAAGAAGCCACAUGUACUAUCUUUACUCCUCAGCCCACAUUCACCUUACUUCUGCUCUUCUCUGCUGAACAGGAUAAAUUCUGUAUUGGCAAAUCCCAUGGCCACAUUCCUUGAAAGCCUCUCCUCCAUAAACCCCUUCCCACUAGCUCUUCUCACUCCUACUUCAGCUGCCACUUAAACUGCCAAAUAUGUAUCUAGUCCAGGCGGCUUUCCUGAGCAUUUCUGUAGGUACCUCAUUUCUGGCAUUCGAUCUUCAUCUUCUCCGUCUUAUUCUUCUAGGUCCCCCUAGUGAUGGUUCCCAUCACCAUCUGUAUACACCCAGUCAUACUAUAUGAAGAAUCCUGAUGAUCAUCCACAACUCCUUCCUCUCCUGUUCCCCUCCUCCCAACCCAUCUCCAAGUCCUGGCAACUCCACCUCCUCAGUUCUCUCCAUUCCCUCUUACCUAUUCCCAGCACUCCUCCUCUGGUUUAGGCUAUCAUCUCUCACCUGGUUUACUGCAGGAGUCUAACCACACUCCCUCCCUCCAGUCCACCCUCCACACCACUACGAGUCAUCCUUCUCGAUGAUGGGCAUUUCCUCUCCAGUGGUUCCCCAUAUCUCUAAGGAUCAAGUGCUAACUCUUCAGCAGCAUGGCACAUAAGGCCCUUCUAUAGUCUGUCUCCUGUCAGCCUCUGUAUCCCUCCACCUCCCACAUACACCAUUCCCUCCAGCCUCCACCUCACUGCAUUAUGCCUACCAUGCCUUCGCCCAGGCUGUCUCUUCUGCCUGGAAUGAUACCUCUUCUUUCGCUCAAUUUGUACACCUCUUCUUAAUCAGCAUCUCUUGGGAGCCUUCAUUAACCACUGGCCCACCAGUUGGAUUUUCCCCUAGGUUCCCGUAACACAGAUUCCUUGUGUUCACUCCUCAAAUAACAAAUAUCAGUGUUCUGUAACCAUGGGUUUCUAAUGGCCUCUUGCACUGGACUUCAGACUUUGAGAACAGGGACCAAUGGUUACUCAGUUUUGUACCCCUAAAUCUAUAAUACCUAGCACAUGAGAAAUGAUGUGCAGUUAGCUUUUAUUUUGGUGGUGAGGCAGCCAAGGCCUGAAGAACUUAAUUAGGGCACCAGAGCAAUGGGGCUGAACCUAGAACUCAAGGUUCUGGUCCUGAUUCAGUGCAAUUUUCACUUCUCCAUAUUUUGGUAUGUCUCUGCCCUCUCUGGAGCAGGAGCAAAGAGGAGAGCUGAGAUUAGGACCUUGCUCUGAGUUCCACACAGCCCUUGGGCUCAGUGCCUGAGGUAUCCCUGGUAACUGGACACAGCUCCCAACUCUAGGCUAACCAGGAACUAGUCACUACCACUGUUCUGGUCCUCCUUAUUCAACAAAUAUUUACCAAGUACCUAUGUGCCAUGGGGUUGGGGAUGGGAGCAAAGCAAGGCUCUUGACCUCAAGGAGCUUACAGUAUGAUGGAGUGAACCCCUGGUUAGAGCAACCAGAAGCCACUCUUGGGAUAGCAAUGCAGCAACAGUGUGGGGGCCAGUCCAGAGAUGUUCAGACAUUUCCAAGAACAAACUGAAGGAGCAGCAAAAUAAGGCAACUUGAGUCCUCCCAGCCAAAUGUGGACUUGGGAGGCACCUAGAAGGUGCCUAACCUCUACCGGAUGAAGACCCCUAGCUCCCAGUGCAAAACACACUGGGUCAGCCUCAGCAGGCUGCUCACUUCCUUGCUGAGAAUUCAUUUUCUCUUUGACACCAAACACUUACUUUACAGAAAAGAGCCUCCUCACAAAGGGGCAGUGGGUGACUCUUAAGGGAUGCAGCAAGAAUAGGUUGUCAUUUUAAUGGUCCCAAGGGCUCAGCCAUAGAAAGUGAGUGGUUACUGGAGAAAUGCCUCUUGUUUCUCUCUCCAAUAGAGGUGGCCUUAGGCAAAACCAUGUGGGAGGCAGGCAGUCCCUCUCUGUUGAAAGCCACAGAAAGUUCAGCUUUGGCAAUUAAGACUUGCUGGCAGAGGGAAAUGGAGAAGACAUGUGUUGAGCAACUACUGGGCAGGGAGCUUUAUCUGUUCUCAUUUAACUUCUAUGCCAGUCUUGAGAGGUCCUCAUUUUAUAGUCCAGAAAAGGGGCAUAAAUAUCCCACUGCCCCCCACUUUCUUCUAAUGAUGGUUACAGCAGCCAUCAUUUGACAAAGCUGAGUUUUUUUACCCAAGUCUGUUCCCUUUGCCACACCAGUGAGCAGUGUUAAAGCAAAGGCUGGGCAGCUGCCCUCCAACAUGCUGAAGGAAAUUGUAACCUCUGCCUUUGAAUUCUGAGAUUCCAGUUUUCCAAUAGACACAGAACUAAGAGUGAAGAGCCCAGGAAUUUUUGGUCAGAGCUCAGCCACUGCCUGACUGUACAACAAAGGGAACUGUAUCAAACCUUCACCUCUAUCCCUUGCUUGCUUAGCUCCAGGACAAGCUGUGACCUGAUAGAAAGACCCCUAUGGACAGGCUGGGGCUGUGUCUAUUCAGAAGUCUGCAGUGCUGCUCAGAAGAGGAUGACCCUGGGCUGAACCCCCCACCCUCAAGGUCACCACCUACCACAGCCCCCAGAUUCCUGCAAGUAGGCAUCAGACAUUGCUCUUAUCAGCCCUCACUGGAGGGGACUCUCGAUGUGCACGGCAGAAUCUGUAUACUUACAUGAGAGGAAGGACAUAUUACUGAUCACCUUCCUAAGGGCACCCCUGUGAGCUAAGAAAGACCGUGGUCAUUUCCAUUUUAUAGAUCCAGGAACUAAAGCACAGAAAUUAUGAAACUUGCCCAUUAAUUUUGGCUAAUCAAUGAUAAAGCAGAAAACCCAGUGCUCUUCCCUGGUUGGGCAAAUAUAUGUGAAAGUCGAUGCGUGCCUGGUUCCUGUUUAUACUCACAUAUUAUGACAUAUCACCAGAAAAUGGUAUAUCACCACGGCAGGUCUGAACUACGGGGUAAACAAAAUGGAAGACAGGUGAAGAAAGAGAAUACAUUAGUUCAAGAAAGUGAGGGCCAGGUGAGCUACGAGAUUUGUAUAGGGCUUUAUGGGUCACUAGAUUUUAAUGUGCAACUCCCUAAACCUUCCUUAGUAUUCUUUGAAACCUAACAGGACCAGUCAGUCCUCCCUUCAGAUUGCAACCAGCAGAAACCUCAUCAUGGGUGGAAUCUCUUGAGUUUCUCCUAAAUAAUGGAGUCAGGGAAUUUCCAGGGUCCUUUGGAGAGCCUCAGCGGGGUCAGGUGACUGAGACUGUGCAGCUGUGGUCAUACACAUUGCCAUGGGCUGAAGUCUGGGCCAAGAGCAUAGUAAAUCCAGGCAGGUGGUCAUUAUGCCUAAAAUAGCUACUUUUUGGCUACUGUCAACAAUGUGUUUCUGAAAAGUGCUCGAAAUUCAAACUUUCCUAGAGGGUAGCUGUUAAAGAAAUUUACUCACGUCAGGAGUUAAAAAAAUCUGUUUGUUUGUUUUUAAUGCUUAUUGGUAUUUCUGCAUUAAAAAUAACUACAAAUGUCUUAUUAAAGUUUCCAGUUUAAAUGCA
Messenger RNA from Pteropus alecto (black flying fox), 5864 nucleotides. RefSeq names its product neuferricin. Gene Ontology annotation, cellular component: membrane; endomembrane system. The coding region runs from base 36 to 869 and encodes 277 amino acids. Lineage: Eukaryota; Metazoa; Chordata; Mammalia; Chiroptera; Pteropodidae. The record is from RefSeq and is a predicted model, not a curated record. The transcript has 5 exons.